CUAGUAGUGAGCAGCCCUCGACGGCCCCCCGGGGGCAGGAGGGACGCAGUAGAUAAAUCAGUGAGCUUGUUUCCUAUGGGCGAAAUAAAAAAAGUCGCUGACACAAAGGUUGCCUGGGGAAUGGGGACCCUCGGAGAAGCCAAUAGGAUUAAGUACCAGCUAAAGGCCAUAAUACUGGACACAAAAGAUGCAGGUUGCCUAUUUUCAAGGAGUUGAUGUUUCACUGGUGAAGAUGGAUGAGUACACAAUGAGGAACAAGAGCAUCUAGCUAUCUAUAUGGGGGCUCUCAAUCUACUUUAAGGCCCCACAUGCAGAUGCUGAAGAAGAAACAAUAAUGCUCUUCACCCAAAGCUAAUUGCACUGGUUUUGAACCAACUGUACUGAAGUUCAUUUGUGACUUUCUCAGACUCCAGGACACGUGUGAGGAGAAGAAGAGAAGCAUGUUUGUGGGAAUUGGCGUAUGCAGUCACACAUGCCAUCAUUGUCAUGCCACACAGCCCAACUCCUGCUUGGGAAUUUAGGAGACUGCUGAAAGCUACACAAAGCAACUAGGGCCCAAAGCAGGUGACCAUCUUUCCACCGUAGAAAAGGACACAAAUGGAGAAGUUCUGUGGGUGUGGUGUUAUCCUUCCACGACAGCUACUUUAAGGAAUUUACUGCUGAGAAAAUGCUGCCUUACAGAUGAGAGCAAACUUCUCCAUCCCUUCGUCUUUGGUGACUCAUUUUUCUAUUGUUCUGACCGCCAAAGAUUUUAACCCAGAGAAAUAUGCCGCCUUCACUAGGAUAUUGUGUAGAAUGUACCUGAAACAUGGCAGCCCAGUUAAAAUGAUGGAGAGUUAUAUUGCAGUUCUCACAAAGGGGAUAUGCCAGAGUGAAGAAAAUGGCUCUUUCCUUAGCAAGGAUUUUGAUGCCCGAAAGGCAUAUCUCGCAGGCUCCAUCAAAGACAUUGUGUCUCAGUUUGGAAUGGAAACGGUUAUCUUACACACAGCGCUGAUGCUAAAGAAAAGAAUUGUCGUCUAUCAUCCCAAAAUAGAAGCCGUCCAGGAGUUCACCAGGACUCUGCCUGCCCUGGUGUGGCAUCGACAGGACUGGACCAUACUUCAUUCCUAUGUGCACCUGAAUGCCGAUGAGCUGGAAGCCCUGCAGAUGUGCCCAGGUUAUAUCGCCGGAUUUGUAGACUUGGAGGUGAGCAACAGAUCAGACCUCUAUGAUGUGUUUGUGAACCUGGCAGAUAGUGAGAUUACCAUUGCUCCGCUUGCAAAAGAGGCCAUGACGAUGGGCAAACUGCACAAAGAGAUCGGUCAGCUCAUUGUCCAGUCUGCAGAAGAUCCAGAGAAGUCAGACAGCCAGGUUAUACAGGAUAUUUCCCUAAAAACGAGAGAAAUCUUCACCAACCUGGAACCAUUUUCAGAAGUUUCUGGUGAUGGAAAAAAGCUAGUUCUCAAUAUUGAGGCUCUGAAGCAAAGACGAUUUCCACCAGCAACAGAAAACUUCCUUUACCAUCUAGCAGCAGCCGAGCAAAUGCUGAAAAUCUGACUGUGACAACGUCACUGAUGAAUGAUAGAAAGCUCUCACCAUGAUUAUCCACUAACUAUGUAAAAUACUGAAAAUAACAAAGGAAAUUAUAUAUUUUUAAUGAUUAAUUUGCAAGUAUUGAGAUUUGACCCAAAAGGGCCCUGAAACAGAUUUGAAAAUUCUUCUGAUUUUCUCCUGAUUGGUUUCAUGCCUGGGAUCAGUGUUGGACAAAGUGCUGUCACUACCAUAUAUAACGUUAGCAACGGCGUGGUGUCCCGGAGUAAGAGAGAAAAAGCUCUGCCAAGUUCUUGUACAAAUCACAGCAAACCCAAAAGCCUUCAUUAUUCUAAGUUCCAGUUGUCUCAUUGUGUAGCCACAAACUAAUGGUUUAUUUUCAGAAAGCUGCCUGAAAUUUUGCUUUAUAUUCUUCUAGGAAGAACUUUUAUUCCUCAUGAGGAACUCUACUUUCUGAGCCAAACUACUAAGUUUUCUGCAGAACACUCUAGAAGAUCAUUCAAAACAGAUCCUGCAGUUGCACUUUCUUGUAAAAGAAUUUUUUUUCUUGGCCUUUGAACAUUUUUGCCUAUAUUAUGAGGAUUUUGCAUAGAUUUUAUACUUGAGUAGACAACUUUAAUAAUCCAUAUUUAUACUGUUGCAGAGGUGAGCAUUUGGCAAACUUAAGCCACUAGUCCUCGUUAAUUAACCUGUUGCUAGCAAUGUUCUUUUGAAAAAGAUGCCCGUCCUAUGGUAGAGUAAAAGAAGCCCAUUUUGUAUGUAAAAGUAUGAGUGAACAGCAACUUCCUGUGAUUGCAAAGGCCAAGACCAGAGAGUGUCUUCAAACUUUAGUAAAAGUAAUUUAGUCACUUAUGAAGGGAACUGUUCUUGUUCAGGUUAUGUGUCUUUUUCAUAGUUGGAGACCUAAAAAUUGCAAAAUAAGCAUGGAGGUCUAAAUUAUGUAUUUGUUACUUUAUUCCAUGUAUUCAAAUUAGUUACGAAAGGUUAUUUUACACUCACUACUGUUGUCCUUAGAAAUCUUGCCCGGAGAAAAUGUUUGCAAAAAAAUCUUGUCUUUAUCAGAUUUUCAUUUAUUCUUUGUUCAGACAUUUGUUGAGUAAAAAUAAAAAAUAA
Canis lupus familiaris (dog) is the source of this 2643-nucleotide messenger RNA. RefSeq names its product DENN domain containing 10 (gene DENND10). The record is from RefSeq and is a predicted model, not a curated record. The coding region runs from base 682 to 1536 and encodes 284 amino acids. NCBI's taxonomy places the organism in Eukaryota, Metazoa, Chordata, Mammalia, Carnivora, Canidae. The transcript has 12 exons. Gene Ontology annotation, cellular component: late endosome. Gene Ontology annotation, molecular function: guanyl-nucleotide exchange factor activity; small GTPase binding. Gene Ontology annotation, biological process: protein transport; regulation of early endosome to late endosome transport.